AUUGAACCGGUCGAUCCGAAGAAUUAGGCAUUUCAGUACAAAUUUGUAACAUCGGAAUUCCAAGCCUACUGUUUAGUUCAGCACCCGUCAAUCAUUCUUUGCAACCACUCAGAGGAAACAAAGGCGUGACACUUAACAGCGUCGCCAGGCCAAUUGGUAGAAAUCAAACGAAUCAGUUUCCAUCUUCUUGCUCAAGUUGCUUUCAAAACUUUACGGGGAAAGCGUCAAUGUUAGUAGCGAGCUAACUUGCGUGUGGACGAAGAGACAUGGAACAGGUAACGUUGACUCAAAAGUGUUGCAGGAACAGACCGAGUGGGACGCAGUCAACCGACACCUCCAGCAUCAUGGCUUCAAGCCCGUUCACUUCACUGACCCAAUGGAGAACAGGAACCCUGCUGAUUUGGUUCUUCUGGAGAAGAAGGCUGCCUCGGAGAUCAGACAGAUGCUGAAGACGAUGGUGACAGAUUCUGAGCGCAGACAAGCCUUGAUCCAGGAGCUCAUCCAGUCCAACGGCCAGUUAAAGGAGGAGGUCCAGCAGCAGCAGGCCAGGACAGCACAGCAGGCCCAGAGAGCCUCUGAGCUCCAGGGACUCCUGGAUAAGGUCAAGGCCAAAGUCCAGGAGCUGGAAGACAGCUACAUCAGCAAGGCCGCGCAGCAGAACGUCCAGGUCAAACAGCUGAUGCAGGACAAGAGCGAGGCUGAGAAGCAGCGCCAGGCCCUCGAGCAGAAGCUGACCAUGGAGAAGGAGGUCAUUGCCCAGCUUCAGCGGAAGCUCUACUUUGCCGUCAAAGAGGAGGAGCGUCGGGUGGCCCGGCAGAACCAAGUCUUCCAGCAGAUCCGCAAAAGGUCCGCCCGGGCCAACUCACCCACGGACCAGCAGGUCAUGGACAUUAUAGAUGUGUACGAGGCCCAGAUGCAGGAACUGCGCACAGAACUGAAGGCACAGGAUGGAGACCAAGGAAGAAAAGGCCAGGCUGACCCACAACUGGACAACCGUGCAUCAGAUGCUUCUUCUAAAAAAGCUCUGCUGAAGUCCUACCAAGACCAGCUGAAGGAGACUAAGGCACAGAAGGAGGAACUGAGGGGCGAAAUCCAGCGUCUGAAGCAGGAUCUAGAGUCCAGGCCCACUGUGAAGGAGCUCAAGUCGUACAAACACCAGCUGAAACGCAUGGAAAGGAUCGUCCAGCAGAGCAAGUCGGCCACUGUGGAGGAGGGCAACACGGUCGUAGUUAAUACAGAGGUGGAGAACCUGGAGCGCCUCCCUGCUCCUGCCUGCAGGACGUACCUCAAGAGUGCCUGUAAGGAGCUGGAUGUGCAGGAUGUGAGCCACCUGGUUCCGGCCCUGAAACUACGAGCACGGCGGGCAGAAUCCUCUCUCCAACUCGUCAGGAUCCUCAGCGCCAUUAAGACCACCCUGUGCAACCCCCGGGCUCCACUGCAGCUGCACAGGCAGAGGCCCUGCCGCAGUUCGCCCAAUGAGGACGCAGAGGGGGCGGAGUUUGAGGAGCUCCUCCCAACUGUAGAGAUAUGGGCGGAGCAGCUGUUUUCGCUGAAGGAGCUUCACUGCGCCCUGAGGAAGCUGGUGCAGAGGCUGUUACCCUGGCAGCCAGCAGGGGGCGCCGUCAGCCCCACAGACGGUGUGCGCGUGGAGGAGCUUCUGCUGAUGGUGGACACCCUGCUGGAGGAGACGGAGAAAAGCAACCCCAAGGAGGUCCGGAGCCCCACUAAGAACUCCCUGAGGUCCAUGGUGUCGCACUUCCAGAAGCUUUUUGAUGUCCCUUCCCUCAGCGGAGUGUACCCUCGCAUGAACGAGGUCUACACCAAGCUGGGAGAGAUGACCAACGCCAUGAGGAACCUUCGGGACGUCCUGCAACUCGAUGACAGAGCGCCCCCUAGUGAGGUGGUGAAUCAGGUGGCAAAUCAGGUGGCAAGGUUUUCUUCUUCAACAAGUUUUAACCACCAGGAGCUGCAAAGCCUGCUGGGAACCAGUGACAUUGACAGCAUCAUCCUAAAGCUGGAGGAGCAUGCAGAGUUUUUUCCUGCAUUCCACACAAUGGUCCAGGAGCUGCUGCACAAUCUAGGUGUCCGUGACUUGGAUGACAUUGUACCUGCUGUGUGUGAACUGCAAUCACGGGCCAACUGAUGCUUUUCAAAGGAUAUUUGGUCCUGAACCUUCAGAUGUUAAUAGUUGCGUCUACUGUAACAUUUUAAUAAUGAGUUUAAUAAUGAAUAAUAAGAUAUUAAUUUUAAUGUAUAUUUUUAAAUGAUUGUGUACCAUACAAUUAGGACUCAUUUAUACUACUGGUAUAAAUAAACCUGUAAAUAUCCAAUUUUAAAUGUCAAUAAAUCACAAAAGCAAUGUUUUUUAA
Conger conger (European conger) is the source of this 2369-nucleotide messenger RNA. RefSeq names its product centrosomal protein 70 (gene cep70). Gene Ontology annotation, molecular function: gamma-tubulin binding. Gene Ontology annotation, biological process: regulation of microtubule cytoskeleton organization; cilium assembly. Bases 377 to 2143 code for a protein of 588 amino acids. NCBI's taxonomy places the organism in Eukaryota, Metazoa, Chordata, Actinopteri, Anguilliformes, Congridae. The transcript is spliced from 18 exons. Gene Ontology annotation, cellular component: centrosome. The record is from RefSeq and is a predicted model, not a curated record.